UGUCUGGGAGCUGCGAAGCAAAGACAUGCUGGUGGGCACAGCCAGACGUCCGCUAUCUGGACCGGGCGACUAUCUGAAGGACAAGUAUGACAGUGCAUCGGAGGUGGUGGUGGAAAAACACCGGGAGUCCCGGGGCUGGGUGGAGACACUCCAAGCCAAGUACACCUUCUUCAAGCACCCCACUGAGAGAGACCUGGUCUACUUCGAGGGCUCACCUAACUUCUGUGAGCCGAACCUGGUAACGGACUCGUUCGGCACACGUGACCGCAUUGCUCAGUUGUGUAAAAAAUGCGAUAAAUUGUAAUAAGGGACUCUGGAUAACGGCGCCAGAAAUGUAAAAUUAAGACACCCCAAAUGGAGAGCCAACCCAUCACAGGACACAAUCACACACCCAUUCACACACUAGGGACAAUUUCAAGAUGCCAUUCGACCAAAAUAGCAUGUCUUUGCCAAAAUAGCAUGUCUUUGAACUGGUGGAGGAAACCAGAGAACACUGAAUAAACCCGCAAAGCACAGGGAGAACAUCCAAACUCCACACACACACACAAGUGAGCAGCAAACGUACCACAUAACUAACUAGUAUUGGUCAGGAGAUUAGAUCAGGUUAUUAGUCCUUUGUAACAGCAGCUCUGACAGUAAUACAGCUGCAAAUCAGUUCUAUAUUAAUGCACUUGUUGGAAUACGUCAGGUUUCUAUAGCAACAGUCGACAAUAUCCUUCAAAAUAUGUAAACCAUAAUGGUCAAAAUAAUAGUUUAAUCCAUGAGAUCAGAACAAAAGAGGUAUGUUCCUGAGAGAUCCCAUUUAAAAACCGGUCCUGAAUGUUUGUGUUUGGAUCGGAUUCCCUUUACUCCACACGCCACCCUAGAUCCUGGGGGCAGAGCUUUUUUUAGGAAAAUAUUUGUGACAGAUGGAAAUGGGAGUGGUUCAGGGAAUUAAUAAAAAUCAUUCAGAUGUCUAACUCACCUACUUAACAGUUAGAGAGCGAAACUCUGGGGGGGGGGACUAAUCGUACCUUAUGCAGCUUUAAUGCUCUUGUUAUCGUUUCUAUAGCAACAGUAGCAACAGACCCUUCAGAGAAACACUGAGAAAGUGUAUCGUAUAAAUAUACUGUUUGAUAUCCAGGAUUUCAUUUUUUCAGGAAGGAGGAGCGUUCUUGUUUUCAUGCUAACCAACAAGUAGCUUGUUUUGUUGAUGUUCAAUCAUUGUUAGUGUUGGUGAUGUGCUGUUGCACAUUGAGCCUGUUGGUGAUGAGUUUCCUAUAAGU
Molecule: messenger RNA, 1265 nt
Organism: Hemibagrus wyckioides
Lineage: Eukaryota; Metazoa; Chordata; Actinopteri; Siluriformes; Bagridae
Product: protein Wnt-3a-like
Exons: 1
Coding region: 26-304 (92 amino acids)
Biological process (GO): canonical Wnt signaling pathway; cell fate commitment; neuron differentiation
Cellular component (GO): extracellular region
Molecular function (GO): frizzled binding; cytokine activity
Source: RefSeq, a predicted model, not a curated record